GAUGAAGCUAUGAGUGAGGUAGCAUCUAUGAUUGGGGUCCCAAUAACCACAGACAAAAUUACUCAAGAGAGGGCAAACAAUGAAUAUGCUAGAGUGCUUAUUGAAGUGGAUGUUUCAAAGCCACCACCACUUUCGUUUCCGAUACGACUACCUUCCAAAAAGGUAAUCAAACAAAGUGUGCUUUAUGAAACUUUUCCUAAUUAUUGCUUUCAUUGCAAAGAAUUUGGGCACCACCCUUUUAUUUGUAAAAAGCUAGUCAAAAGGGUUGAUGGAGCAAGUGAAAAAGAACCGAGAGUUGAAACAAAUAAAGAUAUUGAGAGUGUGGCCACUCAGACAGAUGUUGCUGCCCAAGGAAACCAGACCGGGCAUACCUCUAGCCCGACCGGGCCUCUUGUAAAAACUGCACCAGCUGUGGAACGUGCUGCCUACACGCCUGAGCAUACCAAACUGACCGGGUCUGUCGGGCAACGUGCAAAGGAGACAUAUGCUAAUGUUGAAAAAGAUGCUGCCAAGGUUAAAACUGCUGCCAAGAAGGUUGAAAACACACCUGCAAAUGUUGAAACAGCUGCUGCCAAAGGUAAAAAUGCUGAAAACACACCUGCUAAUGUUGAAACAGCUGCUGCCAAGAGUCAACCUGCUGCCCAUGAGAUUAAGACUGUUUCCACAGGGCAGAUUGAUGCCCAGCAGCCUGCUAAACUUUCUGCCAUGGUAGUGAACAAAGAUGUAACGACACCAGCUACCAAGGGAGCUAAUCCAACUGCCCAGGGACCUUCACAAUCUGCCCAAGGACACCCGAACAGGUUACAAGGGCAGACUGCCCAGGGGAUUGAAGUGGCUGCUGCGCAAGGAAGAAUCACAAUUGGGCAACUUAUGGGUGUGCAAACUAACCAUGAGUCUUCCGAGGAUGAAGACGACGAGGUCUUUUUGGAAGAAAAUGAAAGACUAGUAACGAGUGAGACCGACAUGCACCUAAACGAUGUUGUAAUCAAAUGUGAGGUGGUGAAUGGGAAGAGGUUUAGGCUUUUUGUUAAACCGUUUAAAUUUGUGCAUGCUAAUGUGAUUAGAGUGGAUACCUUUCUUCGACUUACGGAUGAUUUGGACACAAAAGGCCUAACUUUCACCGCCAAAUGUCUUGAGAGAUUACCGGGGGUUACUAAGAAGAAAGGGGAGAUUUGCUUUAACUCAAAGUUUACUACUCCUUUCCGACUUUUCUUUGGAGGUUAAUAUUUGGAUAUCUAUUAUUUUUUCUGAGCUGGUUUUUGUAGGUUUAUUUCGUUCAGUUUGGAUUCAAGAUGUUUGAUUUGAGAGAAUGUGGGCCUUGAUUUUGUGGUAUCCCGUGAUCAGGGAUAUGCACCUUGCUUGUAAUCGUGAUGCAUUGUACUAUGCUAUUUUUUCUGGAUAUAUAUACUUACAUUUUAUCCAAAAAAUAAAAAUUGAAACCAGCGCCC
This is a messenger RNA of Cuscuta europaea, 1448 nucleotides long. The record is from the annotation of a GenBank genome assembly. NCBI's taxonomy places the organism in Eukaryota, Viridiplantae, Streptophyta, Magnoliopsida, Solanales, Convolvulaceae.